Condylostylus longicornis is the source of this 1116-nucleotide messenger RNA. RefSeq lists its product as uncharacterized. The record is from RefSeq and is a predicted model, not a curated record. Gene Ontology annotation, biological process: mRNA catabolic process; negative regulation of translation. Gene Ontology annotation, cellular component: CCR4-NOT core complex; CCR4-NOT complex; P-body. NCBI's taxonomy places the organism in Eukaryota, Metazoa, Arthropoda, Insecta, Diptera, Dolichopodidae.
AUGGCGGCGGGUGGUCUCGCUGGUACGGCACAGCCCGCUUCAUCAUCGUUUCAUCCUCAAGCUGAAGAAGUAUAUCAGUUCAUUCUCGACCUAACAAUUUCAUCAAAGAGAGAAAGAGCUCUUCUUGAACUGAGUCGUCGACGUGAAAGUUUUCCUGAUCUCGCUCCUAUUUUGUGGCAUUCAUUCGGUGUUGUUACUUCUGUUAUUCAAGAAAUCAUCUCUAUUUACCCUCAGCUUUCUCCCCCCACUUUGACUUCUAUCGCGUCAAAUCGUGUUUGUAAUGCUCUCGCACUCUUGCAAUGUGUCGCCUCUCACCCAGAUACGAGGCACCAUUUCCUCAACGCGCACAUUCCGCUUUUUCUCUAUCCAUUUCUGAAUACCGUUUCCGUUUCUCGUCCGUUCGAGUAUUUACGGUUAACGAGUUUAGGCGUGAUCGGUGCCCUUGUCAAAGUCGAUGAUCAUGAAGUCAUCGGAUUUCUUCUUCAAACUGAAAUUAUUUCAUUAUGUUUGAGAAUCAUGGAAAUGGGAAGUGAAUUAUCGAAAACAGUUGCAACAUUUAUCGUGCAAAAAAUCUUGCUCGAUGAACUUGGCUUGCGCUACGUUUGUGCGACGGCAGAACGCUUUUACGCUCUUAGCAGCGUUUUGGGAGGAAUGGUUCAGAAUCUGAUUGAGCAACCCUCGCCUAGAUUGAUCAAACACAUCAUCAAGUGCUAUUUGCGGCUCGCCGAUAACCCGCGGGCAAGAGAGGCUCUGAAGAGGUGUUUGCCUGAAGCUCUCAGGCACAGUCUUCUACUUAAUAUCAUAAAAGAUGAUCCCACGACAAAACAAAAUAUCGCUACAUUAGUUGAUCUGGUUGACAACACGCCAGCUGGGCAGUUAUUUGAGAUCUCAUCUGCUACUGAUUUAUUGACACAAGCACAGAAACAACAGAAGCUUCAACAGCACCAAUUGCAGCAAACGUUCCAGGGAGUCAGUUUGGGAAGUACUCUGCAACCGAAUCAAACGGCUGCGUUCCAGCAACCAAGAUUGCAACAGACACUUCAAACGCAACCACUUUCAGGUCCCUCACUUUUGGGAGGAUCCAGUGGCCUCGACGGUGCGAUGCCUGGCCAAUAG